CAGUCCCUUCCCUGCCUUAAUCCGCGCCACCUUUUCCCUUGGCCCGCGCGGGCCCAGCUGACGGGCCGCGUUGUUUACCGGCCGGAGUCUAGCCUUAGCUCCCGCCGCCGCCACCAGCCCAGGUGCCCUCCCGUGCGCGCGUCCCUCUGUCUCAGACUCCACACAACGCGACCCACCCAGAGCUGCACCGAGAGGAGAAGCAGGAGACCCGGCCAGGGGACGCACCGCGGUGAGCUCUGGACCCUGCGAUCGCGGCCACGGGACCGGGCCUGGGUGACCCGGAGCUGUAGUCUGCGGGCCGCGCCACCGUGUUGUUUGCAGCCGAGGCCUCUGCGCUCUUCCCGGGACUGUCCCCAGGGCUCUCUAGGCUGGAGAGCUGCGACCGGUGAGCCACCGGCGUGAAAGAGAAGGACGUGCGGCCCCUAGCGCCUCUCCAGCGACCUUCUCACGGAGUAUGUCCCCAGUAGGCCGGCGUGGCGUUCUCUGAUCGCCGGGGUCCCAGCCCUCCUACUGCUAUGGGCUCCGGGAGAGGAUGUGAGACGACGGCUGUGCCGUUGCUGGUGGCCGUGGCCGCGUUGCUGGUGGGCACAGCCGGCCACCUGUACCCUGGAGAGGUGUGCUCCGGCAUGGACAUCCGGAACAACUUGACCAGGCUGCAUGAGCUGGAAAACUGCUCGGUCAUUGAGGGCCAUCUGCAGAUCCUCCUGAUGUUCAAGACCAGACCCGAAGAUUUCCGAGACCUCAGUUUCCCCAAACUCAUCAUGAUCACAGACUACCUGCUUCUUUUCCGUGUCUAUGGCCUGGAAAGUCUAAAAGACCUCUUCCCCAACCUCACAGUCAUUCGGGGCUCCCGUCUCUUCUUCAACUAUGCCCUGGUCAUCUUCGAGAUGGUUCACCUCAAGGAGCUGGGGCUCUACAACCUCAUGAACAUCACCCGGGGAUCUGUCCGCAUCGAGAAGAAUAAUGAACUCUGUUACCUGGCCACUAUCGACUGGUCCCGGAUCUUGGAUUCUGUGGAGGACAACUACAUUGUACUGAACAAGGAUGACAAUGAGGAAUGUGGAGAUGUCUGUCCAGGCACCGCCAAGGGCAAGGCCAGCUGCCCUGCCACCGUCAUCAAUGGGCAGUUUGUGGAGCGGUGCUGGACACACAGCCAUUGUCAGAAAGUUUGCCCAACCAUCUGUAAGUCACAUGGCUGCACGGCCGAAGGCCUGUGCUGCCACAAGGAGUGCCUGGGCAACUGUUCGGAACCUGAUGACCCCACCAAGUGCGUGGCCUGUCGCAACUUCUACCUGGAUGGUCAGUGUGUGGAGACCUGCCCACCACCCUACUAUCACUUCCAGGACUGGCGCUGUGUGAACUUCAGCUUCUGCCAAGACCUUCACUACAAAUGCAGGAACUCCCGGAGGCCCGGCUGCCACCAAUACGUCAUUCACAACAACAAGUGCAUCCCCGAGUGCCCAUCUGGCUAUACCAUGAAUUCCAGCAACUUGAUGUGCACCCCAUGUCUGGGACCCUGUCCUAAGGUCUGCCAAAUCCUCGAAGGAGAGAAGACCAUUGAUUCUGUGACCUCCGCCCAGGAGCUCCGCGGCUGCACCGUGAUCAACGGCAGCCUGAUCAUCAACAUCCGAGGGGGCAACAACCUGGCAGCUGAACUGGAGGCUAACCUCGGCCUCAUUGAGGAGAUUUCAGGGUUCCUGAAGAUCCGUCGUUCCUAUGCACUGGUCUCGCUUUCUUUCUUCAGGAAGCUGCAUCUAAUUCGAGGAGAGACUUUGGAAAUUGGGAACUAUUCUUUCUACGCCUUGGACAACCAGAACCUGAGGCAACUCUGGGACUGGAGCAAACACAACCUCACCAUCAGUCAAGGCAAGCUCUUCUUCCAUUACAACCCGAAACUCUGCUUGUCCGAAAUUCACAAGAUGGAAGAAGUUUCUGGAACUAAGGGGCGGCAGGAGAGGAACGACAUUGCGCUGAAGACCAAUGGAGACCAGGCGUCCUGUGAAAAUGAAUUACUUAAAUUUUCUUUCAUUCGGACAUCUUUUGACAAGAUCCUGCUGAGGUGGGAGCCCUACUGGCCCCCCGACUUCCGAGAUCUCCUGGGAUUCAUGCUGUUCUACAAAGAGGCCCCUUAUCAGAAUGUGACAGAGUUUGACGGGCAGGAUGCUUGUGGCUCCAACAGCUGGACAGUGGUGGAUAUUGACCCACCCCAGAGGUCCAACGAUCCCAAGUCUCAGACCCCAAGCCACCCUGGGUGGCUGAUGCGGGGCCUCAAACCCUGGACCCAAUACGCCAUCUUUGUCAAGACCUUGGUCACCUUUUCUGAUGAACGCCGGACCUAUGGAGCCAAAAGUGAUAUCAUCUAUGUGCAAACAGAUGCCACUAAUCCUUCUGUCCCCCUGGACCCCAUAUCGGUUUCUAAUUCCUCAUCUCAGAUCAUCCUAAAGUGGAAGCCCCCCUCCGACCCCAAUGGCAACAUCACGCACUACCUGGUCUACUGGGAGAGGCAGGCGGAGGACAGCGAGCUGUUUGAGCUGGAUUAUUGCCUCAAAGGGCUGAAGCUCCCCUCACGGACCUGGUCCCCACCUUUUGAGUCUGACGAUUCUCAGAAGCACAAUCAGAGUGAGUACGACGACUCGGCCAGUGAGUGCUGCUCCUGCCCUAAGACUGACUCUCAGAUCCUGAAGGAGCUGGAGGAGUCGUCAUUCAGGAAGACCUUCGAGGAUUACCUGCACAACGUGGUUUUUGUCCCCAGGCCAUCCCGAAAGCGAAGAUCCCUUGAAGAUGUGGGGAAUGUGACAACCACCAUGUCCACACUUCCAGAUUUCCCCAAUAUCUCAUCCACCAUUUUGCCCACAAGCCAAGAGGAGCACAGACCAUUUGAGAAAGUGGUGAACAAGGAGUCACUUGUCAUCUCUGGCCUGAGACACUUCACUGGGUACCGCAUUGAGCUGCAGGCAUGUAACCAAGACUCCCCAGAUGAGAGGUGCAGUGUGGCUGCCUACGUCAGUGCGAGGACCAUGCCUGAAGCUAAGGCAGAUGACAUCGUUGGCCCUGUGACCCAUGAAAUCUUUGAGAACAAUGUUGUACACUUAAUGUGGCAAGAGCCAAAGGAACCUAAUGGUCUGAUUGUGCUGUAUGAAGUAAGCUAUCGGCGAUACGGUGAUGAGGAGCUGCACCUCUGUGUCUCCCGGAAGCAUUUUGCCCUGGAGCGGGGCUGCAGGCUUCGAGGGCUCUCCCCAGGAAACUACAGUGUUCGAGUCCGGGCUACCUCUCUGGCAGGAAAUGGCUCCUGGACAGAACCCACCUAUUUUUAUGUGACUGAUUAUUUAGAUGUUCCAUCAAAUAUUGCCAAAAUUAUCAUCGGGCCUCUAAUCUUUGUCUUCCUCUUCAGUGUUGUGAUUGGAAGUAUUUAUCUAUUCCUGAGAAAGAGGCAGCCGGAUGGGCCAAUGGGACCACUGUACGCAUCUUCAAACCCUGAGUACCUCAGUGCCAGUGAUGUGUUUCCAUCUUCUGUGUACGUGCCGGACGAGUGGGAGGUGCCUCGAGAGACGAUCACCCUCCUCCGAGAGCUGGGGCAGGGAUCCUUUGGGAUGGUGUAUGAAGGCAAUGCCAAGGAUAUCAUCAAGGGUGAGGCAGAGACCCGUGUUGCGGUGAAGACUGUCAAUGAGUCAGCCAGUCUUCGAGAACGGAUCGAGUUCCUCAAUGAGGCGUCAGUCAUGAAGGGGUUCACCUGCCAUCAUGUGGUCCGCCUGCUUGGGGUGGUAUCCAAAGGCCAGCCAACGCUGGUAGUAAUGGAACUGAUGGCUCAUGGAGACCUGAAAAGUCACCUCCGUUCUCUGCGGCCAGAUGCUGAGAAUAACCCAGGCCGCCCUCCCCCUACCUUGCAAGAAAUGAUUCAGAUGACGGCGGAAAUUGCUGACGGCAUGGCGUACUUGAAUGCCAAGAAGUUUGUGCACCGGGACCUGGCUGCUCGGAACUGCAUGGUUGCCCAUGAUUUUACUGUCAAAAUUGGAGACUUUGGAAUGACAAGAGACAUCUACGAGACAGAUUACUAUCGGAAAGGGGGCAAGGGACUGCUGCCUGUGAGGUGGAUGUCACCUGAGUCCCUGAAGGAUGGAGUUUUCACUGCUUCUUCCGAUAUGUGGUCCUUUGGGGUGGUCCUUUGGGAAAUCACUAGCCUGGCUGAACAACCUUAUCAAGGCCUGUCUAAUGAACAGGUGUUGAAAUUUGUCAUGGAUGGAGGCUAUCUGGAUCCCCCUGAUAAUUGUCCAGAGAGACUCACUGACCUGAUGCGCAUGUGCUGGCAGUUCAACCCCAAGAUGAGGCCAACGUUCCUGGAAAUUGUCAACCUGCUCAAGGAUGACCUCCAUCCCAGCUUUCCAGAAGUUUCCUUCUUCUACAGCGAGGAGAACAAGGCGCCUGAGAGCGAGGAGCUAGAGAUGGAGUUUGAGGACAUGGAGAAUGUCCCCUUGGAUCGUUCCUCUCACUGUCAGAGAGAAGAUGCUGGGGGCCGGGAGGGAGGGUCCUCCCUGAGCAGCAAACGGACCUAUGACGAACACAUCCCCUACAGUCACAUGAACGGGGGCAAGAAAAAUGGGCGAGUCCUCACCCUGCCGAGGUCAAACCCCUCCUAACAGCGUCUUCUGGGGGAAGGUUCUUUAAUUUUCUUUCUUUUUUUAAAAAAAAACUCUUCUGUAGUUUGACUGCCUCCAGGAAACUCAGGAUUAUCAGGACUCUACCCAGAUGUGAAACUGAGCUCAGAGAUAGUUCAUACACAUUUCUGUUUGUCUUUUGACCUGAAAACACACAAGUGUGAUUGCCAACCCUGCGAGCCUGUGGAGGGCUAACUGUGAACCUACAGGGGUUGGGCUUUCCAUACGCCCUUCCCUGCCCCCACGGUAUCAAACCAAGAUUUUAGUGUUGUUGCUGUUGUUUUCCCCCUAGAUUGGAAGAAUGUACCUGUUCUUACAGAUAUUUUCCUUCUUUUGCUAGUGUCUGAGUUAUGGCUGUCAAAGACAGACUUGAUUUAUGGAGCACAAGUCAGAAAGCAAAGAAGAAACUGACAGAAAACAAAACAAAACACAACCUGACCCACAGAACCUGGUUCUAGAAUUCCAGGCUUUGCAGGGUUGCGCUUUGAGAAGGUUUCAUUCAUCUGAGAGAAGGAUUGAUUUUAGUUUUAAUUUUUUUCCUCAUUCACAAAAUCAGUUCCUCAAAUUGACCAAUAGCUGCUGCUUUUGUAUUUUAUUUUGGGAAAGGGUGUGUACUCCUAAGUGUGUGCUCAUCUGCACACCUGUGUGCAUUUGUGUGUGUGUGUGUUGUGUCCAGGUUAGAGAUCACAGGGUGGGGUGGGAUGGGGUGGGGCUGUGUGUGUAAAAUAUUCUCUGGACUGAUGCUUGGUGAAUUGGCUCAUGAAGCUCCUGCUGCUUGGAGUGGGUGACCUCAUAUUGUCCUCUUCCUUCUCGUUAACUGAGAGUCUGUGCCCUUGAGAGAUCCUUGUCAGUCACGUCAGAAGUCUUGCUCAGGUGUCUUCUUCCCCUUCCCUUAGGUGAUAUUUUCCAAAAACAGAGGGAAGAUUAUUUGGUCUAGAUUCAUUGAGGAUCUUUGAAAGACCAAACAAUGCAAAGGACACACACGCACACACACACACACACUGUAGAAGGUAGUAAGGCAACAAUUUUGAGAAUAUAUAUCUAACAUAUUUAAAGCUUAUGGGAUCUCUGGCAUGAGCCUAAUAAGUUAUUAUUUCCUUGGGAGCAGGGGAAGUGGUGGGCACAUCUGCCUGUGUGGGGAGAUAGGGCAAUACGUGAGUAGCCUCUGUGUUUGGUCUUUGAAACACAUAUUUUUCUGGGAAUUAUACCACAUUAGCUGCUAGCCUUUUAGGACUCGGGGAGUUCUUGUGGAGUUUGUGGGUAACUGGAUUUUUGACUGGUUCAGAUAGUAACAUUGACUGGAUGUUUCUUGCUUGGAUACACUGGUGGUGACCUGGAGCUGAGAUGGCCUUCCAGAACACCUGUGUUCAUCUGGUUUUUCUCUGCUUGUGUACCUCACUUCUUCAAGGCCUAUACUUUGCUCGAUCAUUGAAUAAACAUACUAAAUUCAGAUCCCAAAGACCAAUGACACAGACUUUGAGAACACUAAGCAAUAUAUCUAAGGAGGUUACCCUUCGGAUCCCUGUUGGCCUCCUCUACCAUUGGGGCAUCUGGCUGUUCUCCACACUAAACUCCCACAGCUGCUCUUGGUGCCCAGGGAUCUCAGCUUGGGCCAGAUGUAGUGCCUGAGUCUAUUUCUCAGGUGCUUGUGUUUUAGUCUCUAGAGACUAAAGUCUGGAGGAGAAAACAUCAGAGACUUUCUUCUCACCACCAAGAAGUCGUGAAAGGACGUGAACUCACAACUUUUCUUUGCAUAAAACCACAGCUGCUCAAGUAAAAGAAACAACUAUGGUGAACUCAAAAUCCUCCCAGAGGUUCUUUCCUGCGUGCAUUUCCUCACAAAUAUUUGAUACCUUUUUUCUCCCGUAGGAGAUAUGAGAUAAAGACACACUGACCACCCCCAAAUCCUCUUGCUUCUUGGUUGAGAACACAAGGAAACGUAAAUCCUGGUUGCCAAUUGCUGUCCAAUAUAUAUUAGAAAAAUUGCAACAUGUAAAAAUGUUACCAGGGAACCCAAUGAUUGAUACAAGAAGUAAGAGUUACAGUUUCGUUUACCCAAAACACUUUGUAAAUAGAAGGUCUGUGCAUCAAUGGAAGACACCAUAGGUCUGGAUAAUUUUUGUUUGUUUUUCCUUUUCACAGUAAAUUUGUAGUAAUGCUAUCCUAGCAGAAUUUUUCACACCUUUCUAAUUCAAAAGGUUUUCUUAUAGUACUGGGGAAAGUAUUUAUUUUAAUAUAUAAAAUCACUCUUGAAAAUCACUUUUGUAAAAAAAAAAUGGUAUGCAUGUAAAUUUUUUUAUCAAGGAAAAAUAAAAUCAGGUAAGAGUGGGUCAUUUUUCUUUCCUCCUUAGUACAGUCUACCUCAGUGUCUUAUUAGGAUGUGGUUCAGUAACAGAUGUUGAGGCUUCAGGAUUCUGACUGAAUCAUUCUCUGAGAUGGGGAGACCUUUGAAUGCCAGGAACUAGGCAUUGAAUGCUGUGUACCAGGUGACCUUUGAGAUGCCCGGAACUAGGAAGAAUUUUGAAGGAGAGAGUUGGGAUUAAAAGUUAGAGCCUUCCCGUGAACCCAGAGUCUUUGUGUUCUUGUGAGUAUAACCUCCUUCUAAAAGCCCAUCUGCUGACUGCACACUCCUCACACACAAGCCACACUUCAGGUUAUCAUAAUUUAGCCUCUUCAAGAGGUCCCUAAUCUAAGGUCUUUUGGUGAAAAGUGGGUGUUCCUUUUACUGAUGAAGCUAUGAGCACCUUCAGAUGUCACAUGAAAUCCCCCCUCACCCCCAGACAUGAAUGCAAAGGAAAUCUGGAUUCUCUGACCAUUAUUUCUUACCCUGUUUAGACCCAUGAGAUAAUUUAUAGGCAGCUCCUACACAAAUAGUCAAUGCAAGGGUAUUUGGGGAAAUCCUAAUAUAAAACCUAUCCAUUUCCUGAACAUAUCUUAAUAAAAUAGGAACCCUAUGCUGGGGUUUGGUUGACUUCAAGCUGACACUGUUUGGCCUUGUGCACUCUUGAGAACUCUGGAAAUCAAGAUGGGGUCAGCAUGGCUCCUGGUUUCAAGCUUUGCCACAUUAUUUCACUUUAGGACACUGUCCUUGAAAAAUUUACUCUUUUCCAUAUUUUCUGGAGAGGUGUACCAACUUGGGUGAUCCUAACAAAAAGAACUCCACUAAUUCCAUUUUGAUAUCUACUGCUGCUGGGAAGGAACCAAGUAGCUACUGGGUUAUGAGACUCAUUUUGGUUUCAGAUGAUGUUAGCUUUGUAAGAGAACAAUGUUGAGACCUAGAAAGUCGUGCCUACCCUGGGAGUUUGUAGUCAUGGGUGUGUGCGUGCGUGUGUGUGUGUGUGUGUGUGUGUGUGUGUGAGAGAGAGAGAGAGAGAGAGAGAGAGAGAGAGAGAGAACAAACCCAAGUUACAUUGAUAGUUCUUGUGUUUUGAAAGAUGUCUCAUUAUUUUAAAACUACUUUUAUGAUCAUGGUGAAAGCCAUGCAGUUAUUUCUUCCAGGAUAGUAGUGGGCAUGUUUUCUGUCUGGUUCAGUGAUGUCAAGCACACACACAUCAGGAAUGUUCUUGUACUUGGAGCCUUCCUAAGUGUUUCCUUGUCAUUUGAAGCUAGCUUUUUCAAGCCCUGAUGGCUUUCUGGGUUUAGGCUGAGCACAGUUUGGGAGAGUGUGGAGAUUGGCAGGAAGAGCUAAACUGUAUUUGGUGGCAGUUGGGAGUGGUGCCACCAACACAAGUAAAAAUCACCCUUACUAUCUUAUCAGGACAGACAUUCUACCACGCAGAAUGGUUAUUGGGUUAAGGACUGUAAUUUUAUUUGAAACCCACCAUAACACUGGCUGGUGGGCAGUAUCACUGUGAGAGUCUGGUCCAUACUGGUGAUCUUGGUAAAUGAAUGAUGGUUGUUCAGGCAAUGGUUCUUCUACUUUAUGAUAGGUGGAUGUAUUCCAGAUUUUAGCUGAUGAAUUCUUGACAACAUAGGCUCUUCAAAAAUUAUGGUUUUGUCAGACAUGGGAAAAGAAUAAUGCUGAUUUUGUGUAAAUGGUGCACAUAGCAUAUAACCAUUUUUAGAAAACCUUCCAGAAUGUUCCUCAGAAUAUGAAUUUAUACAAGAGAUGAAGUUGGGGAAUAGGAACACCAGAUUAUUGCUUGCUGUUUAAACUACAUGAAAUAAUAUGAUGGUCUUUUAAGAGGUCAUGACCGAAGGCAUAUGCAUCCUCAGAUAGUACUCAAGAAAUGGAGAUCAAUAAGAAUUUGAGCUAGCUUGAUACCAAUCAGGAUACAGAGUCAGUCUGGUCAAUUUUUUAACUGUAUGUGGAUCAUUUAAUAAAUAAACAAAAUGAAAGAAAAAACUUGCUAAAAAUCAGAUCAUGGUCCUGGAACCCUUGUUAUUAUUUGAGAAGAAAGGAAGGACCCUCAAAUGUGUGUGUGUCCAUUCACAUGUGCAGGAAUGGCUUGUUUGGUCCUUAUCCUUUGUAUCAAAGUUGCUGCUCCUUUCCCCUUUAUGUGCCUGGGUGGCUAUAUCCCAUGUGUCAACGAUGUGGGGUCAAAUGUGCCAUAGCACUGCAGAAAACGCAGAAAUACAAAACCCACCCGAAGCACAGUGACAUUUCCUACAAGAGCCAAGUAGCAUCAUGUACAGACUAUGCCUUUUUUGUGUGGGGAGGAGAGGGACUGAGAUUGUUCUGCAUGUAUUAUACAGGCUAAUUACUUGUUUAUAUUAAAAUUUGGAAUAAAUUA
Messenger RNA from Apodemus sylvaticus (European woodmouse), 9385 nucleotides. RefSeq names its product insulin receptor (gene Insr). NCBI's taxonomy places the organism in Eukaryota, Metazoa, Chordata, Mammalia, Rodentia, Muridae. The transcript is spliced from 21 exons. The record is from RefSeq and is a predicted model, not a curated record. Gene Ontology annotation, biological process: multicellular organism development; positive regulation of kinase activity; positive regulation of MAPK cascade. Gene Ontology annotation, cellular component: insulin receptor complex; membrane; axon. Gene Ontology annotation, molecular function: insulin receptor substrate binding; insulin receptor activity; phosphatidylinositol 3-kinase binding. The coding region runs from base 516 to 4634 and encodes 1372 amino acids.